AUGUUAAAAUUAUUAUUGAUAGGGUUAAUAAUUAUAUGUUUAGUUUUUUAUUUAAAUUCUUACCAAUUAAUUGUUUAUUUGUUAAUAUUUUCAAUAGUUUCUUUAAUAAUAAGAUUAUUUAAUAGAGGAAUUUAUAUUUGAAAUAAUUUUUUUUUAGAUUUAUUAAGAUUAGAUAUAAUAAUCUUACCUGUUUGAAUUACUUUUCUCAUGUUGAUUGCUAGCUCAUUUUCUAAAACAUAUAUAAACAAAUAUUUUUUGUUUUAUGUUUUAUUAAUAUUAAAUUUAUUAACUUUAUGUUUUUCUUCUAGAAAUUUAUUAAUAUUUUAUUUUUUUUUUGAAGCUGUUUUAUUUCCUAUUAUUAUAAUAAUUUUUAAAUGAGGGAGACAGCCUGAACGUAUUCAGGCUGGAUUUUAUAUAUUAAUAUACACAAUUUUUGGUUCACUUCCUUUAUUAAUUUUAACAAUUACUUAUAAAAUUUCUUUUAAUAUUAUUUUUAAUGAAUGAAUUUUUAUACAAAUAGGCUGUAUUUUCUUUAUAAUAAUUUUAGGCUUUUUAGUAAAAAUUCCAAUAUUUUUUUUUCAUCUAUGAUUACCUAAAGCUCACGUUGAAGCUCCUAUUUCUGGAUCAAUAAUAUUGGCUGGAGUUUUACUAAAAUUAGGAUUUUAUGGAAUUUAUCGAUUUAAAAGAUUUUUUUUUUUAAAUAUAAUAAAUUUAUCAUUAUUUUUAAUUAAUGUUUCAUUUUUAGGAGCAAUUAUAAUUAAAAUUUAUUGUUUAUUUCAAGUUGACAUUAAAGCUUUAAUUGCUUAUUCAUCUAUUUCUCAUAUGGGAAUUGCUUUAGCGGGUUGUUUAACAUUUUAUUCUUUUGGUUCUUAUGGUAUAUUGAUAAUAAUAAUUGGCCAUGGGUUAUGUAGUUCAGGUCUUUUUUGUUUAUCAAAUAUAAUUUAUGAACGAUUUUACACGCGAAAUAUUUUUUUAAUUAAAGGAAUAAUUAUAGUAUUUCCAAAUUUAACUUUGUGGUGAUUUUUAUUUAGAAUUUUUAAUAUAGCUGCGCCUUUAACAAUAAAUUUAUUUGGAGAAUUAUUCUUAAGAGCUAGACUUUUAAAAUUUAGAAUAUUUUUAAUACUUCCUAUUAUAAUACUAAUUUUUAUAAGCGCAUGUUAUACCAUAUAUAUAUAUAGCUAUAUUAAUCAUGGUAAAGGAUGAAUUUUAUUUAGAAAUUUUCUAAUUUCUGAACGAGAAUACUUUUUAUUAUUUAUACAUUUUAUACCUAUAUGUUUUUGAAUUUUAAAAAUUGAUUUUUUUAUAAAAUGAAUUUAA
Molecule: messenger RNA, 1317 nt
Organism: Dermacentor silvarum
Lineage: Eukaryota; Metazoa; Arthropoda; Arachnida; Ixodida; Ixodidae
Source: the annotation of a RefSeq genome assembly